AUGUCUGUUCGGCUGCCUCCUCUGUCAGACCUACCUACUAAAUUGCUGGCUCUCCUUGCUCCUCCAGCCCCAACGCUCUCCAUUGGCGACCUCUCACUCAUCUCCAUCACUCGCGAGCACUUCCUCACUGAACCCGGCUGGCUUCAGCCACCUAUCAGUAAACAUUUCAAUCUCCCGCUCAAAGUCUGGACUGAGCCCUUCGCGAGCGACGAGGAAGAAAAUGCAAAUCCAGUGGCAGAGCAUCCAAACCCGGUGUACGAUAUCUUAUUUGCCACGUUCGACACCUCCAGUCCCGACUUCGGCAAACGAGACGCCGCGUAUGGCGCAGUCAACAACGCCAUCAUCAUCGUCCGCACCAAUUGUCCUGUGAUCGAUAUCCCGGCUGAGCAGGAUCCGGUAGGUAUCAUGUUGGCCUACCUACAAAGAAAAGCCAAAGAAGUCUCACAAGUUCUCGCAAUCGCGCGCAAAGGCCCCGAAGAUAAGCUGCGUGCUUAUCAAGCUCUUGCGCAGCGACAGUUCACUGCCGAAGCCAUGGCGAAGGAGUUCGUGGUCAAGAGGGAGCAAUUCAUCAAAGCUGGUAUUACGAGGUUCGAAACUACACCAAAUGCGUUUCUGGAAGAAGAUUCGAUCGCGCAACAUGAGGAUCACAUUGGUAUUUUUGCGGCCAGGAAGAGGUAUGGAAUCGCAGGACCACCCGGUCUGAGGUCUUGCGAAGCACCGAGUUGCGCGGCUCUAAGUCCUUAUUUGUUGCCAAUCUCUUGUGGGAUCGGAGCCACGGACUUCUGGCAUUGUGGACAGGUAUGUAUGGAUGAGGCUAUGAAAGCGUUGAAGAGUAAGUGUGGGCACGUGGAGUGCGGACACAGUGUGAAGGCGGAGGAGCGGGAUGAGGAAGGCGAAAAGCACGCGCAAGAGGGUCAGGAAGGGCAGGCGAAAAAUGGUGACAAGAAGGGGAUCGAGUGA
Messenger RNA from Cercospora beticola, 960 nucleotides. RefSeq lists its product as uncharacterized. The record is from RefSeq and is a predicted model, not a curated record. Lineage: Eukaryota; Fungi; Ascomycota; Dothideomycetes; Mycosphaerellales; Mycosphaerellaceae.